Brassica rapa (field mustard) is the source of this 3176-nucleotide messenger RNA. Its product is annotated as probable alkaline/neutral invertase B. Lineage: Eukaryota; Viridiplantae; Streptophyta; Magnoliopsida; Brassicales; Brassicaceae. Gene Ontology annotation, biological process: sucrose catabolic process. Gene Ontology annotation, molecular function: endo-alpha-N-acetylgalactosaminidase activity; sucrose alpha-glucosidase activity. The record is from RefSeq and is a predicted model, not a curated record.
CGGCAAAUCCACCUUAAGUUUUCUUCUUGAGACAAACGGUGGUGAGAUCCGGUCUCUGGAGUAGCGGCGAGACCAACGUGACGGUGGUGUGGAAAGGAGUCGGCUUUUAGGGCUUACGGAGAAACCAAAUCUGAUUUUCCCCUUUCUAGAUCUCCGGUGACUCUGGUUCAGCGACGGCGCGUGGCCUCGGGAGACGUCUUCUCCACCGUGGAUCUAUGGUCCCUCACGACGGUGAGAUAAAAGGAGAAGGUUUGUGAUGGUGAGCUGACAGAGAAGGAUCUCCAGGUAUAAGUACCGGUUCUCGGAGAUCACACGAAUCACGACUCACGCGGACAAGGUACACAACAUGAGAUUACAUUAGCGGCGUUUCGUGGUGGUGGUUUCUAUUCCCCAGAGCAGAAAGCUACAACCAAUGGAUGGCACCGAUUCUCUAAAGCUCGUAUUAGGUACACCAACCCGCGCUUUUUGUAGCUGAAACCCGACUUUCAUUCGGAUCUCGUGUCCGUUUUAGGCUGAGGGUCACAGUGAUUGAAGACCAGCAGGAUGAGACUCCCUCGAUAAUGCACCUAUGGUGAAGAAGCUAAGUGACCAUGUACUUUGAAGCCAAGCUUUAGGAUCAUUUAGUUUGUUUUUAAUUGGUUCGGGGGUUGUUCUUAGUUCCGGUUGUGUUAGUAAACAUUGUUGUACCAUGAGGUUGAAUUUUAGGUGGUUGAAGGGGUGGAUUGCUUCGGGUCGUGGAGUGAUUUCAUCCCACUGUGGUUGAAAAAUACAAUGAAGGAUGUUAGGUUGCGUUGGUUCCAAGUAGUGAAUCAGGGUGGAACUAGACUACUUCAUUGUAUAUGUGGUAGAAAUCUUGUGUGGUCAUAAGCUUUGUAUUAAGAAUUGGUGAAAUGAAAUGUUGUUGUUGAGCCAAAAAAAAAAUAAAGUUGUAAAAAUAUCUCAUAGAGAGGUUUUUUAACAUUUUUAUUGUGAAGAAUAUCAUAUGAGAACUUAUAUAGUGAAGAUAAUACCACCGGUGAAAUUCAAAACUCAACAACCCCAUAUGAUAUUCUUUUUUUGUCAACUCAACAACCUCAUAUGAUAUGCAUGGCUUCAUGAAGAAGACUUGAAACUUUUUCACCUUCCCGAUAGCUAAUAUCACAUCUUGCCCGUACACGUGGACCCAAACCCUCCUUCGCUGAAUGGCUGAUACGUCUACCCUUCCGCCGUUUAAUUACUUGUUCCACUAAGUCAUAUAUAUAUAUACUCUCGCUUCUCUUCUGUUUCGUGAUCAUAGAGACGCAGAGCAGAGAGGUUCGUUUCGUCUUCUUCUUCGUUUCUACACUCGAUUAUAAUAACUAAGGGAGUGAGAUCAUUGGACUGCGCAAUGUCGAGUUUUAAUCAGAACGGUGACGCCAAGAAUGCUGAUACAUCGGACGAUAUUGAUUUCUCAAAGUUGCUAGAGAAGCCAAGGCCGUUGAAUAUGGAAAGACUGAGAUCACUUGAAGAAAGGUCUCUGACUGAACUAUCCACCUCACCACCACACCUUAGGAACGGGGAUAACGCUUCUGCUUCUCGUCUCCAAGAUCGCGCGGAUUGUGUGGUUUCGCCUAGCGUUGGCUUCAAUACACCUCGGUCGCUGGCUGGAUUUGAGUCUCAUCCGAUGGUGGGAGAGGCCUGGGAUGCUUUGAGAAGGUCUUUGGUGUACUUCCGUGGACAGCCCGUUGGGACAAUUGCUGCAGUGGAUAACUCGGAAGAGAAACUUAACUAUGAUCAGGUGUUUGUGAGAGACUUUGUACCAAGUGCUUUAGCAUUUUUGAUGAACGGAGAGCCGGAUAUUGUGAAGAACUUCCUUUUGAAGACUCUUCGUCUUCAGUCAUGGGAGAAAAAGAUUGAUAGGUUCCAGCUUGGUGAAGGAGUGAUGCCUGCUAGCUUCAAGGUUUUUCAUGAUCCCGUUAGAAACUAUGAGACGUUGAUAGCUGAUUUUGGGGAGAGCGCGAUUGGAAGAGUGGCGCCGGUUGAUUCUGGGUUCUGGUGGAUUAUUCUGCUCAGGGCCUACACCAAGUCUACUGGAGACUCUUCUCUUGCUGACAUGCCUGAAUGCCAGAAGGGUAUACGGCUGAUACUAAGCCUGUGUCUCUCUGAGGGGUUUGAUACUUUCCCCACUCUCUUGUGCGCUGAUGGUUGCUGUAUGAUUGAUCGUAGGAUGGGAGUUUAUGGUUACCCGAUAGAGAUUCAAGCUCUUUUCUUCAUGUCCUUGAGGUGUGCCUUGCUCCUACUCAAACAUGAAGGAGAAAGUAAAGAAAUGGUGGAACAGAUAGUGAAGCGACUUCAUGCGUUGAGCUACCACAUGAGGAGCUACUUUUGGCUAGACUUGAAGCAGCUUAAUGACAUUUACCGAUACAAGACGGAGGAGUACUCUCACACUGCUGUCAACAAGUUCAACGUGAUCCCUGACUCUCUUCCAGAAUGGGUCUUCGACUUCAUGCCGCCUCAAGGAGGGUUCUUCAUCGGCAAUGUUAGCCCCGCGAGAAUGGAUUUUCGUUGGUUUGCUCUGGGUAACUGUAUAGCCAUAUUGUCUUCCUUGGCUACUCCUGAACAGUCGACUGCAAUUAUGGAUCUAAUAGAAGCUCGCUGGGAAGAGCUGGUCGGAGAAAUGCCACUCAAAGUUUGCUACCCUGCAAUAGAAAGCCAUGAAUGGAAGAUAGUAACUGGCUGUGACCCCAAAAACACUCGAUGGAGCUACCACAAUGGAGGGUCCUGGCCAGUGCUACUAUGGGUACUGACGGCUGCUUGUAUCAAAACGGGGCGACCUCAAAUAGCAAGACGAGCGAUUGAAGUAGCGGAAGCUAGGCUUCAUAAAGACAACUGGCCUGAAUACUAUGAUGGAACGGUGGGGAGAUACGUGGGGAAACAAGCACGUAAAUGCCAGACGUGGUCAAUCGCUGGAUACUUAGUGGCCAAGAUGAUGCUGGAAGAUCCGUCACAUGUCGGUAUGGUUGCUCUCGAGGAAGAUAAACAAAUGAAACCCGUUAUGAGAAGAUCCAACUCCUGGACUUGUUGAAAAGUUUGAUCAUGGUAACGUAGGAAAAAGAUGAGCUAAUGCUUUAUUCGUUUUUUCAAAUUCCACAUUUACCUAUUUUGCUUUGUAUUUUUAGACUAUGAGAGAUUUAAGCAUCAUAAAAAAGAUUUCAUCU